Molecule: messenger RNA, 2342 nt
Organism: Nematocida parisii ERTm1
Lineage: Eukaryota; Fungi; Microsporidia
Product: acetyl-coenzyme A synthetase
Exons: 2
Coding region: 1-2331 (776 amino acids)
Biological process (GO): acetyl-CoA biosynthetic process
Molecular function (GO): acetyl-CoA synthetase activity
Source: RefSeq, a predicted model, not a curated record
AUGAGGGAAGUAUACGCACAUGGAAAGAAAUUAAGAACAGAAUAUAAUACACAAUAUGUAAGAAGUAUUGAGCAUAAAGAAGACUUCUUUAAAGAACAAGCCAGGAUCCUCUUAAAUUUCUCAAAGGACUUCACCACCGUACACACAGAAGAUAAAGAAUCCUGCCGUAUUAAAUGGUUUGAGGAUGGUGAAAUUAAUGCGUGUUAUAAUGCAGUGGACAGGCAUGCACUGACUAACCCUGAUAAAAUUGCGAUUAUUCAUGAGGAUGACAACGAGAAUAUAUUACACAUUACGUAUAAAGAACUAUUACAGCAAGUACUUAUAUACAGUGACUAUUUAAUAAGCAAGGGUAUAAAAAUGGGUGACACUGUAUGUAUAUAUAUGCCCAUGGAGCCCAAUGCAUUAAUUAUAUCAUUAUCAUGUGCUAGGCUGGGCAUCUCGCAUACGGUCGUAUUCGGUGGGUUUAGUGCAGAGAGUCUCUCUGUGCGCAUGGAGGACUCAGAUUCUGUAUGGCUCAUUACGGCUGAUUAUACUUACAGGGGUGGUAAAAAAAUUGAUUAUUUAAAUAAUGUUGUAAUUUCCGUUGAGAUUCUUAAAAAUAAUGUGAAAAAUCCGUUAUUAAAAGGUAUUUUAAUUUUUAAUAAAGAAAAUAUUUCAGGUGAAAUAUUUUUAAAAUUAAAAAACUCUGUAAGUACGCUGGACACAUUAGAAAAUAUUUCACAAAAUAAAAAUUUAUCCGUCCAGGAUAUUCCCUGCGUACCCGUCCCAUCCGAGCACACGUUAUUCCAUUUGUAUACAAGUGGCAGUACGGGCAAGCCCAAAGGACUAUCCCACAGUACAGCAGGGUACUUAUUAUACGCUGCACUAACCACACUAGUCUGUUUUGAUAUACAGGAGGGUGACAGAUUCUUCUGUACGGCUGAGUUAGGCUGGAUUACUGGUCAUUCUUAUGUACUAUACGGUCCAUUAACACUCGGUAUCACUACGGUCGUAUUCGGAGGUGUCCCCGUAUACCCUGAUGCCUUACGGUUAUUUAGGUCUAUACAGAGGAUUAAACCAACGCAUUUAUACACUGCACCCACUGUUAUUAGGCUACUACAGAAGUCAUUACCUGAUUGUUUAGUCAAACCGUACGAUAUAACUGAGUCUAAUAACGACUUAUCCCCUGCUGUUGAUCACGUGCCUAAUUCACCGAUCAGUAACCGGUCUAUAUUCACACACGGCAUAACAGACACAUUCAAUAAGGAUAAUUACUACAAGAAGUAUAAUUCAGAAGGUGACUUAGGCGGUGCGUAUGUGUGGUUUUCGAUGUACUUCGGGAAUGGGACCCUUCCGAUCAUAGAUACGUAUUGGCAGACAGAAGCCGGUGGUGUCAUGCUGUCACCGCUUAUAAGUAUUUCUGAGUACAAGCCAGAGAGUGCCUCAUUCCCAUUCUUUGGCAUGCAACCGAUAGUCAUGAAGAAGGACGGACUGCACACCACAAGCAAUGAAGGCAGCACAAGCAGUGCGGGUGCAGGUGAUGGUACAAGUAGUGCAGGUAUAAGUACUGGUAUAAGUAGUACAGGUACAGGUAGUACUGGUAGUGUUAGUGGUACAGGUAUAAGUACAGGUGCUAGUAGUGUUAGUGGUAUAAGUAGUACAGGUACAGGUAGUAUGAGUACUGGUAGUGUUAGUGGUACUGGUAGUGUUAGUGGUAUAAGUAGUACUGGUGCUGGUAGUGCUACUGGUACUGCUUCUGCUGUUGGUCCAUCUGAUGGUGUGGUUGAAGUAAUUGGUGAGACUGGUAUUUUACUGUUUAAGGGUUCCUGGCCUGGUAUUGCUAGGACUAUAGUAAAGAACCAUGACAGGUAUAAAAGUGCUUAUUUCCAGUAUAAGGGAUAUUUCUAUACGGGUGAUGAAGUACUUAAAGAUAUAAAUGGGUACUACUGGAUCAGAGGCAGAAUUGAUGAUGUAAUUAAUGUGGCUGGUCAUAGACUAAGUACAGCAGAGAUUGAAAGUGUCGUAUGCUCAGUGACUGGUGUAUCAGAAGCAGCUGCAUUAGGAGAGGAGGAUGAGGUGACUGGCCAGGGUGUUACUAUAUUUAUAGUUAAGUCGGGUGAUGUAUCUGACACUGACGUAUUCAGUGAUAUUAAGUCUGUCUUAAGGAAGCGGAUCGGGUCGGUUGUUAACCCUAAAAGGAUCAUUUCAUGUCCUGAGUUACCUAAGACAAGUACUGGUAAGAUGAUGAGGAGGGUACUAAGGAAAGUAUUAGAGGGACAGGAGGUCGGAGAUAUAAGUACGUGCAUCAACCCUGACUCGAUCACAUUUGCUAAAUCAAGUAUUGCUAAAUAAAUGAUUUAUUA